UCUCAAUUAGCAUAUUAAAAAAUAUAAUAAUAAAACACUUAUUUUAUUACUUGCAAAUAAUCUCUCUGCUUCCCAAGAAAAAAAAGAAAAAAAGAAAAAAGAACAAAACAAAAACACUUUCAUUUCGGAUUCCACUCGACGCGCUUUCAUUUCGGAUUCACAGAGUGUGUUUUUUCUUUUCUUUUCUUUUUUUUUUGUUUUUUUUUUUGUUUUCCGAAAUGGGUUCGGAGAAGUACCAGGAAUUACCCGUCUCUGAUUCUUCGGACAAAGCCUCCUCCAUGACCAGGAAAGGAGCUUAUGCUGCCAUUUCUUACAUGGCCUCUGCAGUUCUCUUGAUAAUGUUCAACAAAGCUGCCUUUUCUUCGUACAAAUUCCCUUGUGCAAAUGUCAUCACACUUCUUCAGAUUCUAAGUUCAUUGAUAUUGCUCUAUGCAAUGAAAUGCUGGAAGAUCAUUUCUUUCACAUCUGAACCACAGAGCACUACCAAGAACCCAACAACCCUAGUACCCUUUAAGACAUUGGUUCACACUCUUCCUCUUGCAAUAUCAUAUUUGCUAUAUAUGUUGGUCACCAUGGAAUCAGUGCGUGUCAUAAAUGUUCCCAUGUAUACCACCCUCAGACGGACUACUGUGGCUUUUACAAUGAUCAUGGAGUACUUUUUGACAGGGCAGCAACAUUCAUAUUCUGUUGUUGGCAGUGUGGGGAUAAUAGUACUGGGUGCAAUUGUUGCUGGAGCUCGUGAUUUAUCAUUUGAUGCCUAUGGCUAUGCCGUUGUCUUUAUAGCAAACAUCUGUACAGCAGUAUAUCUUGCCUCUAUUGCUCGUAUUGGUAAAUCGAGUGGUCUCAAUACCUUUGGCCUUAUGUGGUGCAAUGGUAUAAUAUGUGGACCAUUCUUGCUCUUUUGGACAUCAAUCAGAGGUGAAAUAGCGCUUACCAUAAACUUCCCCUACUUAUUCUCCCCAGGAUUUCAGGUUGUGAUGCUUCUUUCCUGUGUUAUGGCUUUCUUAAUAAAUUAUUGUGUGUUUUGGAAUACGGUACUCAAUUCAGCACUCACACAGACAAUUUGCGGUAACUUGAAGGAUCUUUUGACAAUUGGACUUGGGUGGCUAAUAUUUGGUGGGCUUCCAUUUGAUUUGUUGAAUGUUGUUGGCCAAUCUCUUGGUUUCCUUGGGUCCUGUUUGUAUGCGUACUGUAAACUCCGAGGCAAAUAAGAGGCAAGCUUUCUGCAAGAGUCCUCCACUAUACAGCUCUCAAAUUACUUAAUAAUGCCUGGUUAUAUGCAUCAUCCCCUCAGCUUCCAGAUUUUGACUUGCUGAACUAAGCUUCUCAAGAGGGUAUAUGUAGGAGAAAAUAGAGAAUAAACCAAAAGAAAAAAAAAAAAAAUCCGUUCUUUUCCUUCGUAAGAUGUCAACAUCUCAUCUUGGUCAAUCGAAAAAUUAUCUGAAUAAUGCACAAGGUGCUUUUUUUGUUUUUAUUUUUUAGUGGAAGAGGAAUAAUUCCAUGGCCUUUUUUCUAGUUGAACUUGGUUUUUUUGUUUUGUUUAAAUUCAGGGGCCAAAGGUCCUAGAAAGUUAAAGAGUGAUAAUAAUAUAAUAUAUAUAUAUAUAUAUAUAUAUUUCCUUUGCA
Messenger RNA from Ziziphus jujuba (common jujube), 1625 nucleotides. Its product is annotated as UDP-N-acetylglucosamine transporter UGNT1. Bases 219 to 1211 code for a protein of 330 amino acids. The record is from RefSeq and is a predicted model, not a curated record. Gene Ontology annotation, cellular component: Golgi apparatus. NCBI's taxonomy places the organism in Eukaryota, Viridiplantae, Streptophyta, Magnoliopsida, Rosales, Rhamnaceae. The transcript has 10 exons. Gene Ontology annotation, molecular function: antiporter activity; GDP-fucose transmembrane transporter activity.